This is a messenger RNA of Pungitius pungitius (ninespine stickleback), 2259 nucleotides long. RefSeq names its product synaptotagmin VIII (gene syt8). Gene Ontology annotation, molecular function: clathrin binding; phosphatidylserine binding; calcium-dependent phospholipid binding. The transcript has 10 exons. Gene Ontology annotation, cellular component: axon; exocytic vesicle; plasma membrane. The record is from RefSeq and is a predicted model, not a curated record. Gene Ontology annotation, biological process: regulation of calcium ion-dependent exocytosis; cellular response to calcium ion; synaptic vesicle endocytosis. Lineage: Eukaryota; Metazoa; Chordata; Actinopteri; Perciformes; Gasterosteidae. The coding region runs from base 168 to 1403 and encodes 411 amino acids.
CAAACUUUUCUUCGGGCAUGUCGGCGUUUCGGUCAAAGUCGUCGUUAAGAAUCAGAGGCCGACGAGCUGUUUGUUCAGGGCGGAGGCUGAAGGUGGAGUUUCCACCCAGGAAUUCCUGAUGUUUGAUUUUGUACGUCACUGUUGAUCUUCUCUUUGUCCUCCUCAUCAUGCCCUCCUUUCCCCCGCCCUCCAACUCCUCUCAUCGCUUCACCACCGCCGUGCCAGUGACCAACUCCUCCACCAACUCCACCCUCAACCCAGCCGCCGCCGCCGCCGUCAGCCUCCUCAACGACCUCCUCAACAAGAUCCCCUUGCCUCGAUGGGCGAUCUACGCCAUCUUUGUGGCCGGCGCUCUGCUCAUCCUGAUCUGCUGCAUCUGCAUCUGCACCAAGUGCUGCUGCAAGGGGAAGAAGAAGAAGCAGCAGAAGAAGAACGAGAAGAUUGAUCUGAAGGGCGUGAACGGAAAAACCACCACAGCUCUGGUUCAGCCUGACGUGUCGGACGUCGGCUACGGAACGAGCAAACGGCCGAGGGGGAAGCUGCUCUACUCUCUGGACUACAACGCCGCUGAGUCCGUGCUCACGGUGGGAAUCAAACAGGCGGACAGCCUGAGGGCCAUGGACCUGGGAGGAAGCUCCGACCCGUACGUCAAAGUCUACACCUGCCCCGACAAGUCCAAAACCUUUGAGACCAAAGUGUUCAGAAACACACUGAGCCCCAUCUUCAACGAGCGCUUCAGCUUCCAGAUAUCGAAGUCGUCGCUGCUGAAGUCGACCGCAGUGAUGCAGAUUUACGACUUCAACCGAUUCACCAAACACAACAUCAUGGGGGAGAUCCGCGUGGAGCUCUGCAGCGUCGACUGGAAUCGCGUCAUCGAGGAGUGGCAGGACCUCGCUGAGCCCGCCAAGUUUGAGGAGGAGAACCUGGGGGAGAUCUGCUUCUCGCUGCGCUACGUCCCCACCACCUCCAAGCUGACGGUGGUGGUGCUGGAGGCCAAGGACCUGAAGAGCAUGGACGCCGGGGGAUCCUCAGAUCCGUACGUGAAGGUGCAGAUGGCUCUGGACAAAAGGAAGUGGAAGAAGAGGAAGACGUCCAUCAAGAAGAAGACGCUGAACCCUUAUUACAACGAGUCCUUCACCUUCGACGUGUCCUUUGACCAAAUCCAGAGGGUGAACCUGGUGAUCUCCGUGUGGGACCACGACACCGUGUCACGGAACGACCCCAUCGGGAAGCUCUUCCUGGGGGGCGACGCCUCGGGGAACCAGCUGAGGCACUGGGCCGACAUGCUGUCCAACCCGCGGCGCCCCGUGGCCCAGUGGCACAGCCUGCUGUCGGCCCAGCAGGUCAACGCCACGCUGAGCCUGAAGAGGAAGCUGCCCCUCCACAAUAAACUACCCUUCUGAGGGAGGAUCCUCAGGAGCUGUCGCCAGUUCCCAUUAUCUCCAUCCUUAUGUUGAAAAUGAGAGACGAAUUCAGUCCGUUUAACAUGAGAUACCAAAUGUAAAUCGAAUAAUUCUAUGUGGAUUAAAAAUAACGUAACAACCAAUGAUCAGAUGUAAGAUGUGUAACGUAACAAAACACAACUUUAAUCUGCAAAGUGACUGAAGUUAUCUGAUGAAUGAAGACUUAAAAAUACAAAAUAUAAAGUAACCAAAUAGACAUUUUUCAUUACUUUCCCGUGAAUUGUUAUUUAAUUCUAUAGCUGUGUAAAUAGAUAAAAAGAUAUGUAUAUAUUACAUUGCACAUGGGUUAGAAAGAAAAUGUGUAAUUGUUAAUGUGAUUUUAAACACAAAACUACACCCAUGUGAUCCUGUUGGAGGCAGAAUGAAUGGAACUUAUGAAUGAACAGAGCUUAGCCCAGCUAGCUUAGCACAGCAGCUAUCUUAGCAUAGCAGCUAGCUUAGCAUAGCAGCUAGCUUAGCAUAGCAGUCCGUUUGACAUGUGGAGGGAUUCUUCUGCUCAGUUUGUUUUUCUUCCAAAGCAAAAAGCUUCUCCAUCUCGAUGGAACGGACUGCAGCUAGCGGCAGUAAGCGAACGUUAACUACGUUAAAAUAUUUGUUGCAUUAAUUCGGCCACAUUAAUCGCAUCGAUUAAUGCGUUCAUGUUGACAGACAUAUGUAAUAUUUACAUACUUCCUGUUAGAUCGUUUUGAACCCUUUGCACAUGGUUUCUGGGUCAUUUGUUUGGUAGGAGUAAAUAAAUCUAUUAGAAAUGUAAAAAUAAUAUUUACAUAAAAUAAUUAACAAAUGUGGAAAAUGC